Neocloeon triangulifer is the source of this 1726-nucleotide messenger RNA. Its product is annotated as G-protein coupled receptor Mth2-like. The record is from RefSeq and is a predicted model, not a curated record. The transcript is spliced from 8 exons. Gene Ontology annotation, cellular component: membrane. Gene Ontology annotation, biological process: cell surface receptor signaling pathway; G protein-coupled receptor signaling pathway. NCBI's taxonomy places the organism in Eukaryota, Metazoa, Arthropoda, Insecta, Ephemeroptera, Baetidae. The coding region runs from base 536 to 1528 and encodes 330 amino acids. Gene Ontology annotation, molecular function: G protein-coupled receptor activity.
GAACGGGCUGAGCACGUUUUUAGUAGUUCUGCUGCCACUUUCGUUUGGAAAAAAUUGUGAAGAGGAUCAAAAGUUAAAAUUGGAAGAUCCUGUAGCGAUUAGAGAUGGGGGUUUGCUGAACAAAGAUGCAGUUUACGCAAGAGACGAAUUCUGGAAGGAGGGCCAAGACUUUUACAUCUGCCAAUGCGACAUUAAGCCUUGCAUUAGACUUUGCAAUUCAGCAAUAGUUAAGAGCUUAAAUUUCACCAUCAAUGAUGCAACGCUGCCCGAGAAUAAAUACCAAAUCGACAUAGUUCAUAACAUAAGUUUAAAUAAAACAGUAGAUUUGAACGAGCAUUUCUAUGUCAUUAAGGAAGACAAAUGUGAAGCAAAUGGAUCUAUUCAUUUCAUCAACAAGGGUGAUGGACAAAAUUCUAUUCUUCAUCACCAGGAAUUCUGCAUACUUUUUGAUGAAAAUGGCACACUUCAAGUUUUCGAAUGCGUUGACCUUGCGUCGGACGAAAUACAAUUUCAAGUCUAUGUUUACCCGAUCUUCAUGGUCAUGUCCAUCAUUUCCCUUUUCCUCACUUUGCUCGCAUUUAUCUUAACGCCGGAGAUGAAAACCUUACACGGAAAAAGUGUUGCGUGCGAGUCAUUUACACUGAUGAUGGCUUUUGUAGGCCUCACUGUGACUCAUUUGUCAGGCACUGACAGUGCCAUUAUAGUUUGCAAAAUUUUUGCUUACAUUGGGUUCACCUUCCUUCUCAGCUCAUUCUUUUGGCUAAACACAAUGUGCUUUGACAUUUUUUGGACUUUUGGAAAUUUUGCAACAAUGACUGGGUCAUUACAGCAGACGCAUGAAAAGAAGUUUCGAAUGUAUGCCCUUUACUCGACGCUUUAUCCCUUGAUAAACUUGGUCAUCGUUGUAAUAUUUGAUUUCACUCUCACUGAAGACUCAUUUUUGUGGCCCGGAAUUGGCCAUGGCAAAUGCUGGUUUCGAUCGCACACUCUGGAUUUUUUGUACUACCAGGGACCGGCCAUGAUUCUGCUCGUUCUGAACAUAACUUUCUUCUUCAUAACCCUGAUUAAAAUAAAUAAGAUGAAGAGUGAGGCGCGAAUUCUAAAAAAAGGCGAAAGUAUGACGCACGGAGGAAAUGGUGGUUGCGCGUGGGACGACAAACAGAGGUUUGCCUUGUACGUGAAGAUGUUUUUGCUGAUGGGUGGUUUGUGGAUAAUGGAAACGAUUUCAUGGGCGGCCGAGAGUAAGCCAAAGUGGCUGUGGGUGCCGUUCGACAUCUUCAAUAGUUCUAGAGGUGUUUUCAUUUUUCUCUUCUGUGUCGCCUGUAACCUUAAAGUUCGGAACUCGCUGAUGAGCCGUUUUAAGCCACAAAAUGUUCAUCCUGAAAGGCCAGAAAUCAGCUGCACUGCUCAGAAACGGUCCUGCCAAAUAAACAAGACGUCUGAAGUGUCUAUCACAUGCGGCGAAACACUUGCUACGAAACCGCUUCAUAAUAAUCAUAAUUUUAAAUGGGCUGAAACAUCUGUUUAAUUGAUAUAAUUAUAUUGUUACAUUUUUAUGACUUGUACAUAAAAUAUAACAUUUUUGUCGCAAACAACAUAGAAAAUAAAAAUCAAGUGAAAAUAAAUUUAAUACCAAAAUAAAAUAAAUAAUAUCUUUACAGAAAUUUUAUGCCUGAGCAGGAUAUUGAAAAAUUAAAAGAAUAUAAGCCCUUAAAUAAAAAAUAAU